UAACUUGUUUCAGGUGCCUUUGCUUUACCGCGGAAACAUGAAGUUAUUAACGUGGAAUGUUAAUGGGAUCCGAGCGAGCAAAAUACCAAUUCACCAAUUACUGGAAUCUUUACAGGCAGAUAUCAUUUGCUUUCAGGAAACUAAAAUCACCCUUUUCCCUUUUUUUCUUCCUCCCAGGUGAUAUGCUAGAUGAGAUGACAGCAAUAGUGGACGGCUACAAUGCAUUUUUCAGUUUCUCUCGUAAAAGAAGUGGUUACUCUGGUGUUGUGACCUACUGUAAAGACUACUGUCUCCCAGUUAAAGCUGAAGAAGGUUUAUCAGGGACCCUUAACAAGAAAGAGGCUGACGAUGUUGUUGGUUGCUAUGGUGAUCACAGUGAAUUUUCAAAAGAUGAGCUUGAUGCCCUUGAUGCUGAAGGCCGAACUGUGAUAACCCAACACGAGAUUAGGAAUCCUGAUGGCAGCUGCAGUCAAAUGGCUGUCAUUAAUGUCUACUGUCCAAGAUAUGAUUCUGAAAAUGAAGAACGCCAUGACUUCAAACUGAGGUUCUUUGCUCUUUUACAAACCCGAGCUGAGGCAUUAAUUGAAAGUGGCAGUCAUGUGAUCAUUCUGGGAGACCUUAAUACAACACAUCAGAACAUGGACCAUUGUGAACCAGAUUCAGAGGGUGGAUCCCAUUCAAUACCAAGUCGUUGUUGGCUGAAUCAAAUGUUGUGUCAUAAACAGCAAACUGAUGAACUCUCUGACAAAAGUAACCUGCAUGAUAAAAAUACCCAACCUGCCACUGUCACAGGAGGAUAUUUUGUCGACACGUUUCGCUAUCUCCACCCUGACCAGCAGGAGGCCUACACAAACUGGUGUACUCUAACAGGUGCCCGACAGACAAACUUUGGUAGACGUCUUGAUUAUAUUCUUUGCAAUGAACGCCUGAAUUCUGCUCUGAUCAGUUGUUGUAUUAUGGCCAAUGUGGAUGGUUCUGACCAUUGUCCGGUAAAAGCCAGUUUUGAUUUUUCAGUUGUUACUGCUCUGAAGGCCCCUAGUUAUUGUGCCAAAUUCAUGCCGGAAUUUGCUGGUAAACAACAGAAACUAUCCAUGUUUUUCACUAAAUCUUAUGGUAAACCCUCCACAGACAUGUCUGCCAACAACAAUAUCGUUCAGCAUUCAGCAAGCACAGAAGGGAAAGAUAAGCGGAAACAUUCUCCUCAUUCAUUGAAGCGGCAAUCGUCUGAAAGUUUAGGGUCACAGAAGAAAAAGGGCAAAUCUUGCUUUGAAAAUAAACCAAAACAAAUAAACUUAAUGGGGUUUUUCAACAAGAAACCAGCGUCAUGUCCUGGUCAGUUAGGACGGAAUUCUUCUUCAGACAGUAAAAAACCAUCAUCAGAUGACUCGGAUGUUAAUGAUUCCUCCGAAUCUCAGGAAAUUACAACAGCACCUUCCAUUUCAUCUCAUUUAGAAAGUUCUUCAAAAAAUGUUCAAGACUCUUCAUUGUUGGAAGCAGACAAAGAAGAACUAAUAGUUUCCAAAGUGAAGUCCACAACAGACCAAACUUCAAAUUCGCAGGUGUUAGCUUGGAAGAAUCUGUUGAAAGGGCCACCCCCAGCUCCCCUGUGUCCUGGGCACAGUGAGCCAUGUGUUCUGCGAACAGUGAAGAAACCUGGCCCUACACAAGGUAGACAGUUCUACACCUGUGCUCGACCUGACGGAGCUGCCAAUAACCAGGAAGCUCGAUGCAAUUUCUUUAAAUGGAUUAAAGAUUUAAAGAAGUAGAUUAAGUGGAUUAACGAUUUAAAGAAGUAGAUUGAUGGAAAAAAAAACCUGAAAUUUCUAUUUUUGUAGAAAACAAAUUACUGAUUUGGUUUGAAAAAUUCAAAGAAUUGGUAAUCUGGGAAUUAGGUUUAGUUCCCAGUUGAUCCAUUUUGCUUCACAUGUACCUUGUAAAUUGCAAUAAUUUCAGAGGUAGGCCAGCUAGGAAGAGUCAUUGUUGACUUGAUAUAUUACAUGGCAGCUCUAUGACUUGUAAGUUGAGGAUUCAUUGUGACUGACUCACUGUAACUACACUCAUUGUGAAUCUGAUAUUGUCACUCAGUUACUCACUCUGACUCAGUGACUCAUUGACUCAUUGUAACUCAAUGAUUCACUGUGACUCAGUGACUUAUUGUGACUCAAUGACUCAUUGUGACUCAAUGACUCACUGUGACUCAAUGACUCAUUGUGACUCAGUGACUUAUUGGGACUCAGUGACUUAUUGUGACUGAAUGACUUACUGUGACUGAAUGACCCACUGUGACUGAAUGACAUAUUACAAGACACUGACUCAUUUUGACUCGAGGACUCAUUGUGACUCAGUGAUUCAUUGUGAGUCUAUGUGACUUCAGAGUAAUUU
Molecule: messenger RNA, 2382 nt
Organism: Octopus sinensis (East Asian common octopus)
Lineage: Eukaryota; Metazoa; Mollusca; Cephalopoda; Octopoda; Octopodidae
Product: DNA-(apurinic or apyrimidinic site) endonuclease 2
Exons: 6
Coding region: 57-1766 (569 amino acids)
Biological process (GO): base-excision repair
Cellular component (GO): nucleus
Molecular function (GO): phosphoric diester hydrolase activity; DNA-(apurinic or apyrimidinic site) endonuclease activity; zinc ion binding
Source: RefSeq, a predicted model, not a curated record